This is a messenger RNA of Solenopsis invicta (red fire ant), 3563 nucleotides long. Its product is annotated as LINE-1 reverse transcriptase homolog. The record is from RefSeq and is a predicted model, not a curated record. The transcript has a single exon. Lineage: Eukaryota; Metazoa; Arthropoda; Insecta; Hymenoptera; Formicidae. Gene Ontology annotation, molecular function: catalytic activity. The coding region runs from base 249 to 3467 and encodes 1072 amino acids.
AGAUCAUGAUAGAUGACAGAUGGUACCGAUGGAGCGCAAGAGAGAAGAAACUGACAGAGGAGAAAAGAAGAGGAGAAGAAUGAGACGCAGGCGGCGGGGAUGGAACAGGGAAGGGAGGGGGGUUAAGAAUUGGUUUUUGGAAUGUAGCGGGAUUAGCAAACAAAUGUGAGGAGGCGUGGGAAUACCUGGAGAGCUUCGACAUAUUAGGACUAACAGAAACGUGGGUGGACGAGGAAGGAUGGAAGAAGAUGGCAGACAAAGUCUCAAAGGAAUACAUCUGGAAAUGCAUACCGGCAAGAAGGGAACACAAAAAAGGAAGGGCAAAAGGCGGGAUCUUGAAAGCAGUAAGAAAAAGUUUGGAGGAGGUGGAGAUUAACGAAAUAAACGGAGAGAUGGCAGAGACUAAGCUGAAAUACAACGGAAACAGAUGGAGGAUCAUUACACUCUACAGCCAAAAAAUUGAAGAAACGAUGAAAACACUAACGGAAUGGAUACCAGAAGAAGAGGAAAACUAUUUACUGAUAGGAGGAGAUUUCAACGCGAGAACUGGAAGCGAAGGAGGCCCGAUUGAAGAAGAAGAAGCAGAAAAGAGAAGCAAAAUCAGACGGUCCAUAGACAAAGUGAGUAAUAGAGAAGGACGAAUAUUGCUGAAUAGAAUAGAAGAAAGAGGUUGGUCAAUUUUAAACGGAAGUUUUGACAAAGAAGGAGGAUGGACAUAUAUAGGAGGAUCGGGGAUGUCAGUCAUAGAUUACAUAAUAGGAAAUGACAAAGCGUUAGGGGAAGUAAAAUCGGUGGAAGAAGGAGAAAGAACAGAGUCGGACCACAUGCCAUUAGAAGCAGAAUUAGUAGGAGCACAAACAAAGAAGAAAAACGACAGAAACAAGAAAAGGGAAAUAGAGAAAAGCGUUUGGACAGAAGAAGGAAUAGAAAUGUACAUGGAAAUCUGCAAAGACUGGGCGAGCACACAGGAGGAAACGGAAGGAAUAUGGAAGGAGAUAAGUGACAAGAUAAAGAAAUCCAUAAUAAAACAGAUAAAGAAGAUAAUUCCAUGGAAAAUAGGAAAAAAACAGUGGUACAACAAAGAGUGGAAAGUAAAGAAAAGAGAAUUAAGGAAGACACUGAGAAAUAUAAAGAAGAAAAGAAUUAGCAAAGAAGACUACAUUGCAAAGAGAAAAGAAUACAAAGAGUGGUGUAAAGAGCAGAAGAAGAAGCAUGAACAGGCAGAAGAAGAGGAAAUCCGAAGGAUAAAGAGCGAGAAAGAGGCGUGGAAGUAUAUCAAUAAAUACGGAAAGAAAAGAAAGGAGGGGAUAUGCGACAACAUAAAGAUGGAAGAAUGGAGAGAUUAUUUCAUAGGACUCGGAAGCAUACAGGAAAAAGAAACAGACAUAGGCGAACGAGAAAGCGAUACAGGCACGAAGAUGGAGGAGGAACCAGGAGACAUAGAAAAGGAAGAACUAAGAAAAAUAUUAAGGAAACUAAAAAAUGCAAAAGCCCCCGGAGAAGACGGAAUAGAGAACGAGGCGUGGAAAUUUAUGUCAGUAGAAAUAGGAGAAGAAUUUUGGAAACUUAUCAACAAAAUAUGGAAAGGAGGAGGACUACCAAGAGAUUGGAACAGAGGAGUAAUUAGCCCAAUUUACAAAAGAGGAGAGAAGAACGAGAUAAAGAAUUACAGAGGAAUAACAUUAUUGGACUCGGCGUACAAAAUAUAUGCAAGCAUACUAAAUGAAAGGUUAGAAAAAGAAACAGCAGAUAAAUUGAGAGAAACGCAGUUCGGAUUCAGGAAGGGAAGAGGAACUAUGGACGCAGUCUUCACGAUAAACUACAUCGUGAACAGAGAAUUGUGCAAGAAAGGAGGAAAAAUAUUCGCAUUUUUUGCGGAUAUGAAAGCAGCUUUCGAUAAGGUGAAUAGAAAGCAGCUGAUAGAGUCGAUGGAGAGGAUGAAUAUAGAGACAAAUCUGAGACGGAGGAUCACGGAAAUAUAUAAAGAGACAAGAAAUGUGAUAAAAAUAGGAGAAGAGAAAUCUCAAGAGUUUUGGACAGGUGGAGGACUCAGGCAAGGUUGCCCAUUAAGCCCAGCACUAUUCAACAUAUAUAUAAAAGAUCUGGAAGAAGAGAUGGAAAAAGGACAGGCCGGAGGAAUAGUAGUUGGCAAAGAAAAAUUCUGGACGAUAACAUACGCAGAUGACAUCGUUUUGUUGGCAGAGAGAGAAGCGGAUCUGAAAGAGAUGAUGGAGAGGUUCAGGAGAUACCUAGAGAAAAAAGAAUUGAGCCUUAGUCCGGAUAAAUCAAAAGUGAUGGUAUUCGAAAGUGGAAGAGGAAGAAAAAAGAGAAGAGAAUGGAAAUGGAGAGAGGAAAAUGUGGAAGAGGUCAAAGAGAUAAGAUACCUAGGAUAUAUGCUACAGAAAAACGGAGGUGCGGAGAAACAUAUAAGAGAGAGACUGAGAAGAGCAACAAUAGCGAUGAAGAGGACUUGGAGCAUAGGGGAGAGAAUAUUCAAAGAAGACCAUAGAAGAAGAAUGAAAAUGUUUGAAGCACUUGUUGGAAGCGUAGCGUUAUAUGGAGCGGAAGUUUGGGGCUGGAAAAACGAAAAAACGUUAGACGGAGUAAAGAGGAAGUACGCGAAAUGGAUUCUAAACUUGGACAGAGGAACACCGAAUUACAUAUUAUUGGAGGAGACAAAGAUGGAAGAGAUUAGAAUACAGGCGAUCAAAAGAGCACUAAAAUACGAGGAAAAGGCGAGAAAAUCAAAGAAGAAAAUAAUAAAAGAAUGCAUAAAAGAUUUAGAAAAGUGGCGACCAGGUGCAGAAGAAGGAAGAUGGGAAAGAAAGAGAAGAGAGGUGUUGGAGGAGGCAGGAGUAAACAAGGAACAGCUUAGAAAGGAAAGAGAAGCAGGAAACGAGGAGAUGGCAGAGAACAUCUUGAAGGAACUAAAAAUUAAAGAGAGCAGAGAGAGACAACAGAAGAUAAACAAAUCCAAGUACAACACCAACUACAAGAUGAUUGCACAGGAAAAGAAACCAAAAUACUUGGAGGGGAGGAUGAAGAAAAAGGACAGAUGCUUGAUAGCCAGAUACAGAUGCGGGAAUGAAACGAAAGGGAGUCAGUAUUGGAGAGAAGAGGAGGAAAGGAGAUGCAGAGUAUGCAAGAAAGCAGAAGAAAGUUUGUACCAUAUAAUGAAAGAUUGCGAAGCAACAAGAAGCGAAAUGUCGAUAGAAGAACUCACUGGAGAAGAAGGAAAGGGCCUACAAGUAAUGAAAAAGAUAGAAGAGCUGAGGAAGGAGAUAAACAGGAAGGAGAAGAAAGAAGCAGAAGAGAAUAAGAAGGAAGAAGUUCAAACAAACCAAAGAUCUAAUUGUAACGCUAAUGUUAAUGUUAAUGUUGAGGGUGAUAUUGAUUUGUUAGCUGUUGAUGAUGUUAACUGUAAUUUUAAACUAUUGAAUUUUAAACUAUUGAAUUCUAAACUUUGAAGUUUAAGUUGAAUUUGUAAUGUAAUAUAAACAAAAGUGUAUGUAACCGGAAGCCAUCCUAAGCCGCAAGGCAAACGGAUUAAGAACAAUAAAUAA